CACACCACAGAGGGCAGUGCUUUGACGCACCACGUAGAGUUGGAUUAUAGUAUUGCGCGCUGGUCUCUCACUGUGUUUUUGCCACUCUUUCUACUUCCAAUUGAAAUCCCAUUCUAUUGGAAUCAGAAUAUUUCCGCCACUGCAGAGUUUUGAGGAAGAACUUGGCGCAGCCGCUGCUUCAGCGCAGGACGCGUGCUGGGAAUUAAUAACCAAAGAUAUCCUCACCUGGAGUGUACGUUGACGCGCAAAGUGUGAUUGCUCGGAAGCACUUGGAUCAGAUCAAGGACCGAGCUAUUUCCCUAGUUAGGAGACACUAACACAGAUCUCGCCGUUGGAGGAUUCUGGGCAUCGCAUGCCGGGGACAUGUGGAAGUUUGCACCGCUGUAGCGCAGCACAGACCCGGUUCAUCCCUAUUGCUCAGCGAAAUCAAACUCCUAUUUCACACGCUUUGCGCUCUUGGAGGACCCAAAUGUAAAAAUCUAACAUUUUUUUUUCUUUUAGAAAAACUAACUUGUAAAGGAAGGACUAAAACAGACAUAAAAUAAACAGAGGGCAUCCCGUUGCGUGCGGAGUUUGGUGAGCUCCUUCGGAAAAUCCGAGGCUUUUGUCCGUAUUUUUGCGGAUCUCAUAUCGGCCACCCACUUGUGCCGCAGUCAUGGUGGGAGUUGUGCGCUCUGUUGGCCUUGGCCGCUCCCUGGAGACUGCACUGAGGCUUCUGCUGCUGAGGACCUUUCUGGUCCUGGUCCUGUUGAGCAGAGCGUAUAGUCAGCCGUGCCCGCCUCAGUGUUCCUGCACCGGGACCACGGUGGACUGUCACGGCCAAGGUCUGCGCAGCGUACCCAGGAACAUACCUCGAAACACGGAAAGACUGGAUCUGAAUGCAAACAACCUCACUAAAAUCACCAAGGGGGAUUUUGCAGGACUGAGGCAUCUGAGAGUCUUGCAGUUAAUGGAGAACAAAAUCACCACUAUUGAAAGAGGAGCGUUUCAGGACCUGAAGGAGCUGGAGAGACUCCGCCUGAAUCGGAAUAAUCUGGCUGUGCUUCCUGAGCUACUUUUCCUGGGAACGACAAAGCUUCACAGACUUGACCUGAGCGAAAACCAGAUCCAGGGGAUCCCAAGGAAAGCCUUCAGGGGAGCUGUGGAAAUCAAGAACUUACAGUUGGACUACAACCACAUUAGCUGCAUUGAAGAUGGAGCCUUCAGAGCGUUACGUGACCUGGAAGUGCUCACACUGAACAAUAACAACAUUAGCCGGCUGUCUGUCGCCAGUUUUAACCACAUGCCGAAACUCAGGACCUUCCGUCUUCACUCCAACAACUUGCAUUGCGACUGCCAUGUAGCCUGGUUGUCCGAGUGGCUGCGACAGCGCCCCCGCCUGGGCCUCUACACACAGUGCAUGGCCCCUCCUCAUUUGCGGGGGCACAAUGUGGCUGAGGUGCAGAAGAAGGAGUUUGUGUGUACAGAUCCAGAAGAAGGUCAUCAGUCGUCAUCAUCUUCCUCCUGCAGUGUGUUACAGUGCCCACAGUCCUGCACCUGCAGUAACAACAUUGUGGACUGCAGAGGAAAGGGUCUGACAGAAAUACCCACCAACCUGCCUGAAACCAUUACUGAGAUACGACUGGAGCAGAACGCCAUCAAGGUGAUCCCAGCUGGGGCCUUUUCUCCUUAUAAGAAGCUGCGCAGAAUAGAUUUGAGUAACAACCAGAUUUCAGAAUUAGCUUCAGAUGCCUUCCAGGGUCUGCGCUCCCUCAACUCUUUAGUCCUUUAUGGGAACAAAAUCACUGAGAUUUCCAAGGGACUGUUUGAGGGAUUGUUUUCACUGCAGCUGUUGUUGCUAAAUGCUAACAAGAUAGCAUGUCUGCGUGUGGACGCAUUUCAGGACCUUCACAACCUCAAUCUGCUUUCUCUGUAUGACAACAAGCUCCAGACUAUUGCAAAGGGAACGUUCUCCUCACUAAGGGCAAUACAAACACUUCAUUUAGCUCAAAACCCAUUUAUCUGUGACUGCCAUCUGAAGUGGCUGGCUGACUACCUGCAAGACAAUCCCAUCGAGACGAGCGGUGCCCGCUGCACCAGCCCUCGGCGGCUCGCCAACAAGCGGAUCGGACAAAUCAAGAGCAAGAAGUUCCGCUGCUCAGCUAGAGAACAGUAUUUCAUCCCAGGAGUACACCAUGUCAGCUGUAACGAGGAUUAUCGCAGCAAGCUCGGAGGUGACUGCUUCGCUGACUUGGCCUGCCCCGAGAAGUGCCGCUGUGAGGGAACGACGGUCGACUGCUCCAACCAGAAACUUACCAAAAUCCCCGAUCACAUUCCUCAGUACACCACUGAGCUGCGUCUGAACAAUAAUGAGUUCACGGUGCUUGAGGCAACGGGGAUCUUCAAAAAGUUGCCUCAGCUGAGGAAGAUUAAUCUGAGCAAUAAUCGCAUCAGUGACAUAGAGGAGGGGACUUUUGAUGGAGCUUCAGGGGUCAACGAGUUGAUUCUGACCUCCAACAAACUGGAGAACAUACACCACCGCAUGCUGAAGGGACUCAGUGGCCUCCGCACACUUAUGCUGAGGAGUAACAGGAUCAGCUGUGUGAGCAACAGCAGCUUCGUAGGGUUGAGUUCUGUGCGGCUCCUUUCACUCUAUGACAACCAGAUCACCUCCAUGAACCCUGGAGCCUUCGACACACUGCACUCCCUCUCCACACUAAACCUCUUGGCCAAUCCCUUCAACUGUAAUUGUCACCUGGCCUGGCUCGGCGAUUGGCUGAGGAGGAAACGCAUCGUCACCGGAAAUCCUCGCUGCCAGAAUCCUUAUUUCCUAAAGGAAAUUCCUAUCCAGGACGUAGCUGUUCAGGACUUUGCCUGUGAAGAUGGUAACAAUGAGAACAGCUGCUCUCCUGUUCUGAGGUGUCCAGCCGAGUGUUCUUGUCUGGACACUGUGGUGCGCUGCAGCAACAAAGGUCUCACCACACUGCCCAAAGGCCUCCCAAAAGAGACCACUGAACUGUAUUUGGACGGAAACCACUUCACUCAAGUUCCAGUGGAGCUCUCGAAUUACAAACACUUAACACUCAUUGAUUUGAGUAACAACCAGAUCAGCACGUUGUCCAACCACAGCCUCAGUAACAUGUCCGAGCUGCUUACACUAAUCCUGAGCUACAACCGUCUGCGAUGCAUCCCAGUGAGGGCGUUCGAUGGACUCAAGUCUCUGCGUUUGCUAUCUCUCCAUGGUAACGACAUAUCCCUGAUUCCAGAGGGAGCCUUUAAAGACCUGUCAUCGCUGUCUCAUCUGGCUCUGGGUGCCAACCCUUUGUACUGUGACUGCCACAUGCAGUGGCUGUCUGACUGGGUGAAGAGCGGCUACAAGGAGCCCGGCAUCGCUCGCUGUGCUGGGCCCGGUGACAUGACAGACAAGCUACUCCUCACCACACCCUCCAAGAAGUUUACCUGCACAGGCCCGGUGGAUUUGAGUAUCCAGGCCAAGUGUGAUCCCUGUCUGUCCAGCCCCUGCAGUAAUGAUGGCACAUGCACCAGUGACCCUGUGCACUACUACCGCUGCACUUGCCCAUAUGGGUUUAAGGGACAAAACUGUGAGGAACCUAUUCAUGCCUGCAUCAGUAACCCCUGCCAGAACAGUGGGACUUGCCAUCUGAAGGAAGGAGAAGGAAGCAACUUUUGGUGUGUGUGUCUGGAGGGCUUCGAAGGCGACACCUGUGAGAUCAACAUUGAUGACUGUGAGGAUAACGACUGUGAGAACAACUCCACCUGUGUAGAUGGAAUCAACAACUACACCUGCAUGUGCUCACCAGAAUACACAGCUGCUACCAAUGAGGUGGAGAGAGGGGAGCUGUGUGAGGAGAAACUGGACUUCUGCGCCCCAGAACUGAACCCAUGUCAGCACGACUCAAAGUGCAUUCUUACCCCUCAGGGUUACAAGUGUGAGUGCACUCCAGGCUAUGUAGGUGAGCAUUGUGAGCUGGACUUUGACGACUGUGAAGAGAACAAGUGUCAGAACGGAGGUCAUUGCAUUGAUGCUGUGAACGGAUACACCUGUAUCUGUCCAGAGGGAUACAGUGGGCUGUUCUGCGAAUUCACUCCCCCAAUGGUCCUCCCACGAACCAGUCCCUGUGACAACCACGACUGCCUAAAUGGAGCUCAGUGCGUUGCUGUGGGAACAGACCUCCGCUGCCAGUGUCUCCACGGCUACGAAGGCGAGCAUUGUGAAACACUUGUGAGUGUGAACUUUGUCAACCGGGAGUCCUACCUGCAGCUUCCAUCUAACCUCCUGUCACCACAGACCAACAUCAGCCUACAGAUUGCUACUGACGAGGACAGUGGCGUCUUGUUGUACAAGGGUGACAAUGAUCAUAUCGCAAUGGAGCUGUACAGGGGACGUCUCAGGGUCAGCUACGACACCGGAUCCUACCCUCCUUCUGCGAUAUACAGCGUGGAGACAGUGAACGAUGGUAGUUUCCAUUCUGUGGACUUAGUAGCAGCUGACCAGACUCUGUCCCUGUCCAUUGAUGGCGGACCACCCAAAUCCAUCAGCUCCAUCAGCAAACAGUCCACGCUCAACAUAGAUUCUCCACUUUACCUGGGAGGAAUGCCAGAACAGGCAUCAGCCUCUGGCGGCCUUUCUGCCCUGCAGCUCAGCUCAGGAGGCCGCAACGGCACCAGCUUCCAUGGAUGCCUCCGUAAUCUCUACAUUAACGGAAAGCUCCAAGACUUGGGGGCCAGGCAGAAUCCAGGCUCUCCAGGUUCAGGAAAUUUGCGGAACAACAGACAAUGGCUGGGAAACGGGGUGGAGCCAGGAUGCCAGCCAUGCCAGAGAGGUGCCUGCAUCCAAGGUGAUUGUCACCCAACGGGUAACCAAGGUUUCACCUGUACCUGCCAUCCCGGAUGGACAGGGGCUCUGUGUGACCAGCAAGUUAGCAAUCCCUGUGAUGGCAAUAAGUGUAUUCAUGGUACCUGCCUUCCAAUCAACUCCUAUUCCUAUUCCUGCCGCUGCCAGCCUGGUUUUGCUGGUGUUCUCUGUGAUGAACAGGACCUGGAUACGGCUAACCCCUGCAGCCUGUCCCGUUGCAAACAUGGCAGAUGUCGAGUGUCAGGCCUGGGUAAAGCGUACUGCGAGUGCAACAGUGGAUACACAGGGGAGGCAUGCGACCGAGAGGUGGCCUGCCGAGGGGAACGGGUCCGAGAUGUCUACCAGAGACAGCAAGGCUAUGCGGCGUGCCAAACCCAGGAGAAGGUCUCCCGUCUAGAGUGUCGAGGCAGCUGCAGGGGGGGAGCAGAAGGGCAGGGCACCUGCUGCACCCCCCUCCGCAGCAAACGCAGGAAAUACACCUUCCAGUGCACUGAUGGGUCUUCUUUUGUCCAGGAAGUGGAAAAGGUUGUCAAGUGUGGCUGUACAAAGUGUUCUUCGUAAAACAAGAGAAGUUUUUUUUGUUUUUCUUGACAGAGCUCCUGCCAUCCUUUACCUGAUUGCUCAUCCGUUAUUGUUCCCUGUGAGGAAACUCUCCACACCCCAGGAGUAUUAUUCCCAAGCACCCUGCAUUUUUUUUAAACUGCCCAAAAAGUAAAAGAAAAAAAGAAAAACACAAGAGAAACAACUUAAAAAAUAACUACUUUUCUUGUCAGUGCUGGACUGAUGACUGAUGCUUCCUCGGUGGGGAUUUUGAAUUGUUAUAUAAAGUACAAAAGCAGACUUAUUUUUAUUAUGAAGUGGGGGAAAAGACAAAAAAGAAAGACUUUGUUCUUCAUCUACUUCUUUUUGUUGGUUGUGAUAACUCCAGUGGUGCCACACUGUCUCUGUUACCCUGAGAACCGGCCGCUCAGCAACAGCUCACCACUGUCCAGUAGACGUCCUGCGCCUUGUCUCUGAGUUGUGCAUCUUUAGGAGUAACUGUAAUUGGUAGUACUACAGACUCGCCACUAGGAGGCGUUGCCUUAAAGCACAGCACAGUGUGGGCAGCGAUAACCGCUCACACACACACAAACACAACGCAGAAACCACAACAGGCUCCUUCAGCAGGCCUCCUGAGUCCUGUGACUGUGUGCAUGAUCAUACAUACAGUUGCUGUCCAUCUCGUGGUUCUUUUCACAGCUACUGAACAACACACACUCGUACACCUGCAGAAAAAGAAACUGGUUAACUAAACGACUCUCUCUGUUUGUGUACCCCUACCCCGCCGAGUCAUGAAUGACAAGUAUUUAUUGUAUCAUAAAUACCUGUCCUUAUCCGCUAGAUUCCCCAUGUAUCAGCCUGAGUCUUUUAAUAUAUAUUAAUUUAUAUUUGUCCUUAUUUUUGUAUUAAAAAGACAUACUCUGUCAAGAUAGCUGAACUAACAAAAUGGUGUCCUUUAUUUUUGGUGUAAGAAAAGUUUUGUUUUGUUUUUGAUCACUGAAACGUUUGUGCUUGCCAGAGACCUUAGUUACAUUUUAAUCUGCAAAUGUGACGUGAAGACAUUGUAUAUUUUUGUCGCGUUUCCUGAAAGUUUGUACUGUGCCAUUACCAGAAGGUUCUUUAUAUUAGAGUAUAAAUGUAUAGAUUUCCCUACCUAUGUACUCCACACACAGACUUUGUGAGUAGCAUUGACCCUAUAGAGAACUCUUUUUACCUUUUUAACAAAUUUAAAGAAUACUGUGACAUUUUUCUAAAUGAAACUACUUUGUUAGCCCCUUUGGUCUCAGAUGUUAACAUGUUGCUGCUAAGUUUUUUGUACCGUAGACUUGGAUCCUGAUCUGUAUGUUAUAUAGAGCUUCCUGCUCCUUCCUGUUUGGGGCCGCCUUGUGUAACAGAUGAAUAUGACCCCUCCCUCCUCCUCCAUCACCACCUCCACACUUGUGCAUUGUGCUUUAUAUUCUCCCACUCUUUCUCCAUCCCGAGACUAACGUCAGUUUCCUGACUGGUGUUUGUUUAUUAAACACAAUAUUUACCUCAGACUUCUCAUCUUUUCCCUUUUUUUGUUGCAUUCAGAGGUCUGUGUGAGAGAUCAUCCCUACGACCCACCGAUGACAAUUAUUACCAAUUAGAACCCUGAUAUAAUUGAUGUUAUUCUCACUGUGCUUCUUUUCAUCUCUUGUUAAAUAUUUUCUUUUGUAACAUUAAAACAUUUUACCCUG
This is a messenger RNA of Girardinichthys multiradiatus, 7113 nucleotides long. It is a transcript of the gene slit2, whose product is annotated as slit homolog 2 (Drosophila). Gene Ontology annotation, molecular function: Roundabout binding; heparin binding; calcium ion binding. The coding region runs from base 656 to 5416 and encodes 1586 amino acids. Gene Ontology annotation, biological process: negative regulation of cell growth; retinal ganglion cell axon guidance; negative chemotaxis. Lineage: Eukaryota; Metazoa; Chordata; Actinopteri; Cyprinodontiformes; Goodeidae. The record is from RefSeq and is a predicted model, not a curated record. The transcript has 40 exons.